AUGGCCCAGGGCACAGCAAUCCGUGCGGCCCCCGAGCAGCCCACCCGAGCUGUGUGUGUGCUGGGCACCGCCACUCGGCUCGACGUCUGCGGCUCUGCCCCCAAGGGCUGCACAUCCUUCAGCAUCACUGCGCCCCCAGGGGUGGCUGUGGAUAUCACCCACGGCUCUCCAGCCAAGAAGAAUCCCUCGGGCUCCUCCAAAUGGCCCCUGGACCCUAAGCUGGAGGUGACCCUCAGGAUGAAAGCUGCCAGCAGUAGCAUGGAUGACCAGAAGGUUCAAAUUUCAUACUACGGACCUAAGGCCCCUACGGUGCAAGCCCUGCUCUACCUCACGGGUGUGGAGAUCUCUCUGCUGGCGGACGUCACCCGCUCAGGCAAAGCGAAGCCGGCCAGGUCCAUGAAAGACCAGAGCACCUGGACCUGGGGCCCCUCCGGACAAGGCGCCAUCCUGCUGGUGAACUGUGACAGGAACAAUCCCCAGUCCUCCGGCACGGACUGUGAGGACGAGGAGGUGUUUGACAGCAAAGACGCGCAGGACCUGUCGCUGCUGACCCUAAGCACGAAGACCCCCAAGGACUUCUUCACCAGGCACCGGCUGCUGCUGCACGUGGCCAAGUCUGAGAUGGCCAGAGUGAGGGUCUUCCAGGCUGCCCGGGGCAAACUGCCGUCUACGUAUAAGGUGGUCCUGGGACCCCAGCAGCCUUGCAGCCACCUGGAGCUCCUGGGAGGCCAGCACCGCACAGACUUCUACGUGGAGGGCCUGGCUUUCCCGGACGCUCACUUCCCGGGGGUCAUUUCCCUCAGCGUCUCCCUGCUGGACACCUCCAAUCCGGAACUCCCCGACGCCCUGGUCUUCCAGGACAGCGUCGCCUUCCGUGUGGCCCCCUGGAUCAUGACCCCCAAUACCCAGCCUCCCCAGGAGGUGUACAUGUGCAGCAUUUUUGACAACGAAGACUUCGUGAAGGCAGUGGCCGCUCUGGCCAAGAAAGCCAAGUGCAAGGUGACCGUCUGCCCGGAGGAGGAGAACCAGGACGACCAGUGGAUGCAAGAUGAAAUGGAGAUCGGCUACAUCCAGGCACCGCACAAAACCAUGCCCGUGGUCUUCGACUCCCCGCGGGACCGAGGCCUGAAGGACUUCCCCGUCAGACGCGUCCUGGGCCCAAAUUUUGGCUACGUGACCACAGGGCCCCUAACGGGGCAAGUCACCGGGCUGGAUGCAUUCGGGAAUCUGGAAGUGAGCCCACCAGUGACUGUCGGAAAAAAGGGGUACCCGCUGGGCAGGAUCCUCAUGGGGAGCAGCUGCUACCCCAGCAAGGAGAGCCGGGAGGUGCACCAGGCCCUGUGGGACUUCCUGGCGGCCCAGCGGGUGCAGGCGCCCGUGCAGCUCUACUCCGACUGGCUGUACGUGGGCCACGUGGACGAGUUCCUGAGCUUCGUGCCUGCGCCCAACAGGAAGGGCUUCCGGCUGCUGCUGGCCAGCCCCAGGGCCUGCUACCGCCUGUUGGAGGAGCAGCUGCGGCAGGGCCGCGGGGAGCAGCUGCUGCUGGGAGGGGCGCAGAAGAAAAAGCAGCAGAGAAUAAAGGACAUUUUGUCGAACAAGAAACUGAGAGAGCAGAACUCCUAUGCGGAGGUGAACAUGCUGGUGCUGGGCAAGCACCUGGGCAUCCCCAAGCCCUUCGGGCCGGUCAUCAACGGCCGCUGCUGCCUGGAGGAGAGGGUGCGCUCGCUGCUGGAGCCGCUGGGCCUCCACUGCACCUUCAUCGACGACUUCACCCCCUACCACCUGCUGCACGGGGAGGUGCACUGCGGCACCAACGUGCGCCGGAAGCCCUUCGACUUCAAGUGGUGGAACAUGGUGCCCUGAGCCCUCUGCCGUCGGCCUCUCUGGGUACCGAGCCUCCCAGCACAGGCUCACUGCCUCCUCUCGGGCCCCGCUGGGCCCUCCUGGGCUCCCCAAGUUGGUCCCAGCAUUGCAAACUGAGCCCUGCACUGAGAAGCUGCGAUAAAGAUGUUUUUAAUCACUGUACGCGAGGUCACAUUCCCGUCACCCAUUCGUCCGCUCGUAUGUUCCGUUUCCAGCCCCAAAAGUUCCCCCAGGACGGGUCAGAGCCAGCGUUACUGGGCCAGCCUUUCGCUCCCCCACCCCCGAGCCUUUAUUCGGCCUGUAAACCUCGAGUGACUGAUGUAGUUGGUUCUGAACUUCCUACGGAACCAAACCAGAAGAGAGAAAAGGGAAGGCUGAGCCUCGAGUCCCAGGGCCUCGCCGCUGGGCGAGCACCCUGCAUCUGUAAUGUGUGCUUUUCAGUGUGUGUUUCAUAGCGCAAGAUGAGAUUGUCUUUAAAAAUAGACCAGAUCGCAGAGAUCGAUGAGCAGGAGAAUCAAGGCCGCUAGCAGGGAACAAAGUCAGGGGGCCUCAGGCUUCUCAGGAGACCCCACCAUGGUGCUGACAAAAUAAACCAGAAGCACGUCUGCUGCCAAGCAUUUUGGAUGAAGGUUACUCAGCCAGUAACCUGUCUCUGCGGUCUUUUUUGGGUGUUGCAUUUAGGGGCUCUGGCAGCUCCAUAAAGCUGAGACCAUCCCUCGGCUCCCGGGAGCCCCAGAGACUCUGUGGUGUCUUUGCCAGCUACAGAGAGCACAGGGGGCUGGCGAGGUUGGGCCAGAGAAGCUUCUGCUCACGCUGCAGAACGAGCUCCUUCGGGCAGGGCGCCCAUGACACUCCCUGGCACAGGCCUGGAGGGCUUUAUGCUGAGAUGAGCCAGCAGAGGCCCAGGUCUGAUUCCACUUACAGGAUCGUGUGCUGCAGCAGUCACAGAAACAGAAAGCAGAAUGCGGGUUCCCAGGCCCUAGGGCGGGAGGAGAGGGGAGUCAUGGGACGGCUUCAGAGUUUCAGGUGUGCAAGACAGAAAGGGCUGCAGCGAUGGGAAUGGACCAGACACUAGUAAACUAUGUACUCACUGUAAUAAAAGGCGAACCUAAUAAACUUGUUAGGUGUUGGGGCUUUUUUAACUAAAAUAAAAAAAUGAAACCUUU
Messenger RNA from Fukomys damarensis (Damara mole-rat), 3029 nucleotides. RefSeq names its product protein-arginine deiminase type-4. NCBI's taxonomy places the organism in Eukaryota, Metazoa, Chordata, Mammalia, Rodentia, Bathyergidae. The record is from RefSeq and is a predicted model, not a curated record. The transcript has 15 exons. Gene Ontology annotation, cellular component: cytoplasm. Gene Ontology annotation, molecular function: protein-arginine deiminase activity; calcium ion binding. Bases 1 to 1863 code for a protein of 620 amino acids.